GCGUGUUGAUGGCCUACAGGUGUGAAGAAUGUGAUAAGGAGUUCACCAAAAAGUCUCAUUAUGAUAGGCACACGGUGACCCACACCCAAGAGAGAAAGUACAAAUGUCCCGAAUGCGAUAAGUUAUUCAAGCGAAGAGACCAUAUGACUAGGCAUAAGAAUAUGGUCCAUAGUGAUGAGGCUAGGAAAUUCAAAUGUUCCUAUCCUGACUGUCUCAGCAACGGAUUCAUUGAUAACUACCACCUCCGGCGCCAUAUAAAGUCCUGCCACGAAGAGAAAUAUGUCUGCAAGAUCUGUGAAGAGGAAACAACUAUGCUUCCUCCUGGCACAGAACAAAUAAAAUUUAGGUUUAAGAAAAAGAAGCAACUAGCGAAACAUAUGGAACAAAUUCAUGAGAACUCUAAUAAAAAGGAAUGAAAAUACUGCAAUAAAUUAAUAAGCAAACGUCAAUAUCAGGCUCAUAUUAAGAAGCAUGAGCACAAAAUUGAGAAAAACAUGAUAAUCCUCGACAUCACAGAGAAAAGCUCAGAGGUUCCUUUGCCCAAGGCUGAAGAACAUAAACAGCCCGAAGAAAAGAAAGAGACAGACUUUGAAGACAAACAACUACAGGAAAAGAUCUUAAGUCUCCAGGCGAGGAAGGAGGAUUCAGUAUUUAUGGCUCAAUUCAGAAAACGAUUCAAAAGCUCUGACUCAGAACAUAGUUAUUACAAGUAUGAUAAUAUUAAUAGCCGUCCUAGCUCAAUGAAGUUGAACUCUCCUAAUCUGCAGAGCAAGAAAUCUGAGCCUGAGACUUUGUUCAAUGACAGUUCUGUUAAAGACUACUUUGAGAAAAGAGUAAAUGAAGUUAAGAGUAGUCCAAAGAGAAUCCAGAAAUAUCUGUGCCAAGAGCCUGGCUGCUUGAAAGCAUUCUCCAGUGAGUAUAACCUUAGGGUUCAUAUAAAGACAGCUCAUCUCAAAAUUCGAGAAUUUAAAUGCAAAUUAUGCUCGAAUGAAUACCUCCAUAAAAAGAACUUGGUUGAGCAUAUUAAAAGAGACCACCCUGGGUUCUUUCCACCAUCUGAUGAAGAAAGUGCUCAAUACAGAUUCCCUCUCUAUGGCUUGACCUCUCAAAAAGGGAGCAUCAGCAGCGAUCAUGGGAAUAUUUCUCCUACCUAUAACCCAAGCUUCAAUGCUUUGUCCCAGCCCAAAAGUGUAUGAUCAGGGUCAGAUCGAGAAAUGUUUAAGGAGACCUUAAAAAUGGAUCUCUCUAUUAAAGAAAUAUUUAGUCCUAAAUAACUUUCUG
Moneuplotes crassus is the source of this 1281-nucleotide messenger RNA. NCBI's taxonomy places the organism in Eukaryota, Ciliophora, Spirotrichea, Euplotida, Euplotidae. The record is from the annotation of a GenBank genome assembly.